Molecule: messenger RNA, 3755 nt
Organism: Xyrauchen texanus (razorback sucker)
Lineage: Eukaryota; Metazoa; Chordata; Actinopteri; Cypriniformes; Catostomidae
Product: BDNF/NT-3 growth factors receptor-like
Exons: 17
Coding region: 502-2880 (792 amino acids)
Biological process (GO): cellular response to brain-derived neurotrophic factor stimulus; protein phosphorylation; cell surface receptor protein tyrosine kinase signaling pathway
Cellular component (GO): plasma membrane; signaling receptor complex; axon
Molecular function (GO): ATP binding; brain-derived neurotrophic factor binding; brain-derived neurotrophic factor receptor activity
Source: RefSeq, a predicted model, not a curated record
AUCAGCAUCCAGUUCACUAUCCGUUUUAGACAGACAGACAGACAGACAGACAGACAGACAGACAGAUUGAUAGAUAGAUAGAUCGAUCGAUAGACAGACAGACAGACAGACAGACAGUCUUCAAAUGUAUUGGACCAUUAAGAUGUUGACAAUAAUCAAUAAGGCAUUUGACUGAUCUCUUCUGUCCUCCUCCUCUCAUGGUCUCCUCCCCUCCGAUGCGCUGCGCAUCAUCCAGCACUCUCGCUCUCUUCAGCACGCGCAGUUCUCCAAAACGCGUCUUCUAUCUUUAUCCGAGCAGACCGCACACAUCAUUCAACGCACCCACAGCAUCUCGCUCAUUCGCCCGAGGUAGAGAGACAUACUGAGGCGAGAGGAAUACUGACACUUCACCUAAAGAGACGCGCGUGGGAGAGACCAGGUCGGCUGCGUGUUCCGAUUCGCGUCUGGACCCAAGUCGCUUUGGGUUUCAGGGGUCUUAAAUCUGGCGGCGAGGGUCAGGACAUGAGCCUGCUGUGCGGGGGCUUCGGCAUGGCGGGCUGGGGGUUCGCUUGGGUUCUGGUGCUGUUCGCGCUGUGGAGGCCCGGUGCCGCUUGUCCCGCGCUCUGCACGUGCAGUGGCGUGAGGAUCUCGUGUGUGGAUGCGGAGCGCAGUAUCAUGGCUUUUCCCAUGCUGCAGUCCGACGCAGAGAUGGAGAACAUCACGGACAUAUACAUUGCAAAUCAAAGCAGUUUCACAUCCAUUAAUGAAAAAGAUCUCAACCUAUACCACAACCUCAGAAACUUAACGGUAACAAACACAAGGCUCACGUAUAUUUCUCGACAAGCCUUUCAGAACAACCUAAAACUUCAGUAUAUGAAUCUCAAAGAAAACAAUCUGUCGUAUCUUUCCUGGAGGAGUUUUCGCCAUUUAAACAUCUCAUACCUGCUGCUGGCAGGUAACCCUCUGCAGUGCUCAUGUGAAAACGUGUGGCUGAAGCAGUGGAGAGGAGAGGAGGCUGAGGAGCUUCUGUGUGUGGAGGAAGGAGGAAAGAGGAGGACACUCUCCUCACUCACACUGCCUAACUGUGUUCUCCCCAGUGUGAUUCUCAGUCCCACUAAAGUGACCAUGCUGGAAGGGUUAAACGUCACGCUGGCAUGCAACACUUCAGGAACACCCACGCCUACUCUGAACUGGAAUACCUGCUCACUCACUUCCAGAUAUGAGCUUGUGCGCUCGGGUCAGAUGUCAGAGCUCAAGGUCUUGGAUGUCUCUUCCCUGGACAACGGAUGCAAAAUCACCUGCAGAUCUGACAACAUGGUGGGCGAGACUGAGUCCUCUGUGCAUCUGGAUAUAUUGUUUAAACCCAAAAUCAGCAAGCUGAUGGAUGCUAUCUCAGACCACCACUGGUGCAUUCCCUUCAGUGUGUCGGGCAACCCAGAGCCUAAACUGAUCUGGUUAUUAAAUGGCAAUCCCGUGGAAGAGGGCAACUUUAUCCGCACCAUGAUCCAUGAUUUCUCAGAGGGAGAAUAUCAUGGUUGCUUACAGCUGGACAGUCCAACACACAUCAACAAUGGAGAAUACACACUGCUGGCUAGUAAUGCAUAUGGAGAGGACCGCAAGGCUGUAUUUGCUCAUUUCAUGCAUGAGCCGUGGAAUGAGUCAGUUACUGAUCCACUGUAUUAUGACGACACUCCACUUGGACCUCCUGAGGACAAAGUUGCUGUGUACGUGGUCGUGGGAAUCGCGGCGGUCACAUUCACAGGCUUCAUCUUGAUGCUUGUCAUCCUGAAGUUUGGACGCAACUCAAAGUUCGGAAUCAAAGGUUCUUCUUCAGUCAUCAGUAAUGACGAUGACUCUGCCAGCCCUCUUCAUCACGUGUCUAAUGGCUCCAACACACCCUCAUCCUCUGAAAUGAACGCAGACGCCGUCAUCAUCGGCAUGACCAAGAUUCCUGUCAUAGAGAACCCGCAGUACUUCCGCAGCACUGGCAGUCUGCUCAAAUCUGAUACCUUUGUUCAACACAUUAAGAGACACAACAUUGUGUUGAAGAGGGAGCUGGGAGAAGGAGCGUUUGGGAAAGUGUUCCUGGCCGAAUGCUACAACCUGUCCACAGACCAGGAGAAAAUUUUAGUGGCUGUCAAGACUCUGAAAGAGGCCAGUGAGAAUGCCAGGAAGGACUUCCAUCGUGAGGCUGAGUUGUUGACUAAUCUGCAGCACAAGCACAUUGUCACGUUCUAUGGAGUGUGUGUGGAGAGUGAUCCCCUCAUCAUGGUGUUUGAGUACAUGAAACACGGCGACCUCAACAAGUUCCUCAGGGCUCAUGGUCCUGAUGCUGUGUUGAUGGCUGAUGGACAGGUUCAGCAGCAGGAAGAACUCACUCAGUCUCAGAUGCUGCAUAUUGCACAGCAGAUCGCCGCAGGCAUGGUGUAUCUGGCCUCCCAGCACUUUGUACACAGGGACCUAGCCACACGAAACUGCCUUGUUGGGGAAAACCUGCUGGUGAAGAUUGGAGACUUUGGAAUGUCCCGGGACGUCUACAGUACAGAUUACUAUCGGGUGGGAGGUCAUACCAUGCUGCCAAUCCGCUGGAUGCCACCAGAGAGCAUCAUGUACAGGAAGUUCACCACAGAGAGUGACGUGUGGAGUCUGGGGGUGGUGCUGUGGGAGAUCUUUACCUAUGGUAAACAGCCCUGGUACCAACUCUCAAAUAAUGAGGUGAUUGAGUGUAUCACCCAAGGACGUGUACUGCAACGACCCCGCACCUGUCCGAAAGAGGUGUAUGACUUGAUGCUGGGCUGCUGGCAAAGAGAGCCGCACACUCGACUCUACAUCAGAGAGAUCCAUAACUUGCUCCUCAACCUGGCCAAGGCUUCACCUGUGUACCUGGACAUCCUGGGAUAAGAGCAAACGUGUGGAUUCCCAAAACUGCCCCUCGAAUUACAUCCCUCUUUUCUCCAGAUUCAAAACCUUUCCUCCUCGUACAAAGUUUCUCUUCUCAAUGUAAAUGUCUAGAUAUGUUGGCAACGAGAUCUUGUACAUUAUGACUACAAAUACUGUAUUUCUGAACAAAUACCAAUGGAAUACACGUAUAAACUGUCUACGGUUGACCAUCCUCAACUUCUGGACCAAGUGAAGUCAUUGCAUACUCAAAAAGCUCUUUGACGCAACUGCAGUUCAGGGCUUAUAAGAAUAGUUUACCCAAAAAUGAAAAUUCUGUCAUUUUCUACUCUCCCUCAUGUCAUUCCAAACCCAUAUGAUGUUAUUUUUUUAGUGGAACCCAACCUUUUUUGAUGACCGUUUACUGUUUAAUGGCUUAAAUUUCAGUCUGUUCCUCACAAGCCCUUCGAUAUAUUGAAUAGCUUCAGAAGACUUGGAAUAUGCAGUAGUUGGAAACCACUUUUAUGUUGCUGUAAUCGUGUUUAACUUCUUUGUUAUUUAUUAAUGGUGAAAUGGCUGUGUAGUGAAUCUUUAAAAAAAUCAACCUUUUGCAUUAAAAUGGAAAGAUAACAGCAUACACAUUUGGAACUAAAGGAGGGUGAGUAAAUGAUAAAAGAGUUUUUAUUUUUGGGUGAACAUGUUCAGGACUUAAGGAAGAGCCAUCCAUCCUCAUUCUGCAUCACAGAGGAAGCAACAUCCCCAUGAAAUCGGAUAGAACACCAAUGAGAGAAGACAAAUUCCACUUUUUCUGCCUACUGGAGGCUUCUCUCAUGUCAGCGCACGUCUGUUAUACAUCAUAUACUGUAUAUGUAUAUUUAUACUCUACCAGUCAAAAAUUU